AGAGGAAGGAGGGGUUCAUAUCUUAAUUAACUGCCACAUGAUUUGUAGUGCAAUUGGAUCUUUUUCUGGGCAGCAAAAAAAAAAAGGAACCUCAUUGCUUUUUCCUGACUAAUCUUGUUCCAUCUUUUGUCCCUUCUCACUCUCAAACCAUUUAAACACUUCCACCUUUAAAGCAUUUCAAAUUUGAAUCCCCCCAUUUUCUCUAUCAACUCUUGCAAGAACAAGCCCAAAAAAGGUAAAAAGAAUGAAUCUUUUGUUUCUGCUGCUGAUACCAAUUUGGGUUUUGAGUUCUCCUGCGCUUUCUGUCCCACUUGAUGUGAAGCCCGACCCGCCUGCCUCCGACCCGGUUAUUCCCACUGAAAAAGAUCCGUUUUUUAAGAACUCUUCUGAUCUGGGAGCACAUUCUCCAGAAGUUGCAGAAGUGAAUCUAGUUCACCACCAGGAUUUAAACAAGAAGAUACUUGUUGCCCUUGUUGUCUCUUCAUCUCUUCUUGGUGUGCUUUUGCUGCUGUUAUCUUGUUUCUGGAUCUUCAGACUAAGGAAGAAAGCCAAUGCAAAAAGGCACCAAAAAUCAGAUGCUGCGAAUGGCGUCUCAUUUGGUCCGAUUCUGGACAAGUUCCCUUCCAUGAGAAUCGGGGGCAAGAAGGGCUCCAUUGCUGCAAUCGAGUACCCGUUGUUAGUGACUGCUACUAACAACUUCGAUGAAGCCAAUAUUCUAGGCGAAGGCGGGUUAGGCCGUGUGUACAAAGCUCAUUUCAAUGACCACUUCCAUGCAGCUGUCAAGAAAAUAUAUGCUGGUGGGCUUGAAGCUGAAAGAGAAUUCGAGAAUGAGGUUGAGUCACUGAGUAAAAUUCAGCAUCAGAACAUAGUGUCCCUUUUAGGAUAUUGUAUACAUGGUGAAGCGCGUUUUUUGGUUUAUGAAAUGAUGGAGAAUGGAUCUCUGGAACUCCACUUGCAUGGACCUAAUAAAUCAAGAUUGACUUGGCAUCUGCGGAUGAAAAUUGCUCUGGAUGUUGCUAGAGGAUUAGAGUACCUCCAUGAGCGAUGCAACCCUCCCGUGAUCCACCGAGAUCUCAAAUCCUCGAAUAUUCUUCUGGAUUCUAACUUCCAUGCCAAGCUUUCUGAUUUUGGCCUUGCUGUUACGGGAGGGAAUUCGAACAAGGCCAACAUCAAGCUUUCUGGAACUUUGGGUUAUGUAGCUCCUGAAUACCUGCUGGAUGGCAAGCUUACGGACAAGAGUGAUGUGUACGCAUUUGGUGUGGUUCUAUUGGAGCUUUUGAUAGGAAGAAGGCCGGUCGAGAGAGUUGCUGAGGCUCAAUGUCAAUCGAUAGUCACCUGGGCGAUGCCUCAGCUUACCGACAGACUGAAGCUCCCAAAUAUUGUUGAUCCUUCCAUAGUAAACACUAUGGACUUGAAGCAUUUAUAUCAAGUGGCUGCCAUAGCUGUGCUAUGUGUGCAACCAGAACCGAGUUAUAGACCACUGAUAACGGAUGUCCUGCAUUCAUUCAUACCCCUUGUGCCUGUUGAUCUCGGUGGAUCACUGAGACUGACGGAUUCUGCUGUCCCGACCUGUGCUUAGCUACAUUUUUUUGAUCCACAGAGCUAAGUGAAGAAGCCUUGCUUCUCCAGAGUCAGGAUUCGUAUCAGCAGGAAGGAGUUUUUGUUCAGCUUGUACAGCAUGUAAAGACGAAGAAUUUCAUUGCUCUAUCGCGUCUCAUACGAGCAGCUCUGCAAGCUGAGCCGUGUAAGCUACUUGGCCUUUGUGUUUGUGUACAUAUAGGGAUUCUAUUCAUGGGAGGCUCUAAAAACUGAGUUGCAGUUAUCUUUUUUUGGGAUCUUUCUAUUAUAGGUAAAGCUUCAAAUUUGAUUGUUGCAACAUAUAUAUUCUAAAUUUGAUUCAUGAGAUUAUGAAAUUGGAGUUACAAAGUU
Salvia hispanica is the source of this 1929-nucleotide messenger RNA. RefSeq names its product putative receptor-like protein kinase At1g80640. Gene Ontology annotation, biological process: protein phosphorylation. Gene Ontology annotation, molecular function: ATP binding; protein kinase activity. Lineage: Eukaryota; Viridiplantae; Streptophyta; Magnoliopsida; Lamiales; Lamiaceae. The record is from RefSeq and is a predicted model, not a curated record.